CAUAAGAGGCUAAAGCUGCUUGAGAACCAGGGGCAAGGGAUGUAGACUAGCUAGGGGACUAAUUUAUUGUAGUAGGCUUGCUUGACGUUUUAUUGCAGUGAAAAAGUUAACAUGCGCUCCGUUUCAAAUGUGCCAUGCCUUUUUGGAAUGACUUUCGAGCCAGAUCUGAAAGGUCAUAGCAACACCAAUGGAGGCUGAAGAUGGUGGACAUUUGUUGGAGUUGAUAUUUCAGAUCUGAAUACCAGGUUAGGAUGCAUCUGGAGAGUAGAAGAUAAAGCAACAACAAUGAUACUUUUGGAGGUGUGCUGCUGCCUGAUUGGCUGGAUUUCACUCUACUUUGCAUUCUGUUACCUGAAUGGCCAGCGGGGCAAGGAGUGGAACUGCAGGCUGGUGACACUGACACAUGGGAUCCUCAUAGUAUGUCUUACUGCAUACAUUAGCUUCAUCGAUGGGCCCUGGCCUUUAACACAUGCAGGUACAGAGAACACCCCGCUCCAGAUCCUGGCCCUGGUGGUUAGUCUGGGCUACUUCCUAUUCGACUUUGGCUGGUGCAUCUGCGUCCGUACCGAGGGCCCUGUCAUGCUGGCCCACCACACCAUGAGCAUCGCAGGCAUCCUGUUGGCGCUGGGCCUGGGCAAGUCGGCAGUGGAGACAUGUGCCGUGAUUUUCGGCAGUGAGAUCACCAACCCCUUGCUGCAGGCCCGCUGGUUCCUCCGGCAGGUGGGCCGCUACGACAGCCUGUGGGGGGACGCGGUGGACCUGCUCUUUAUCCUGCUCUUUGCCCUGGUGCGUGUAGGAGUGGGUGGCAUGAUGCUCUACUGUGAGCUCACCUCUCCCCGGCCCAGCCUCAUCAUGAAGGGAGGGGGCCUGGCCAUGUACACACUGGCCUGGGUCUUCAUGGUGGACAUUGCCAAGUUUGCCUGCAAGAAAAGCAGGACAAAGUACAAGAGGUGGCAUGAGAUGUGCAAGUUGGGAGAGGUGAAUGGACACACAGGGAAGACUGAGUGAAGAGUGAGGUGACUGGGGUGGAGGUAUUUCAUCUGAGACACAUUGGGCGACCGUCAGCUGCAGUCCCGACAUUGUGUUCCAGGGAUCACCUGCUGGGUGGUUGUGAGCGGUGGGCAUCUAACCAGGUUCAAUAUGUAAAAUCUGGGAUGGAGGUCUGAGAUUGGCUCAGGGGUGUGAAACUAUCAGAUCCUUAGGGCUCUUUCCCCACACGAAAACAGACGUGAAAUGCAAAUAAGCUGCUGUAGCCUGGGCAGUGUGUUCCAAUGCAUAUUUAACUUCAAAAUGUUUUUCAAAUAUUUUGGCAGUCAGUAGCAGUCUCCCUGGUGUAUAUCAGCUUUUACCCUUGGUGGCUGAACUACAGUACAAGUUGGAUGCUGCUCUGCGAUAUUGCGUUCGUCCACUUGCUGAUGGUGAACUGAAGAGUUUGAUGUCUGAUGAACAAUUGAUCAACAUUUGUACAAAUGCAGCUCUACCUCAUUUAGACUUUAAUUGUGGAACUCCCUCACAGGGAGUGUUUGACAUCAGUGUUUGAUGUCGGUGGCACUGAAGAGGUUUGAAUACAAACUCUAGCACACAUAUUUUAUUGUAAUCUCAUAGGAAUGCUAAAAGGAUGGAACAUUUUGUCUACCUCAGUGAAGUUACUUAUUACCUUGUCAAUGUGUUUUAGUUUUGACAAAUUAAAUAUUUCACAUUUCAAACUAUUUCUAAUUUAAACUGACAAACAAAUGAUGCUAUUAUCAGACUUGGUAUUCAAUAUGGUUUACUGGACCAUGUUGUUGUGCUUGAACUAGAUUUUUGUGUGUGCUGCUUAAAGUUAAAAGUUGAUCCUUGCAUCACAGUUUACAUGGAAUGUUACUGAUUGUUCAGUAACCUUGAUCAGUAACCAAAACUAAGCUGUACUUCGAUCAUAUGCUGGUAUGGUCAAUAUUGUACAAUAUUUUAAGUGUGACUGCCGAGGCAAGUCUCACUAAUAUACUGCUAUUGCAACUAUUUUUAAAUUGGUUUUGCAAUACAUUAUAUGUCCUCUGGGUGACAGUAUAUGCUAAUGUUAUGUUUCCAAGAGCGUCAUGAGGAAGUGUGCCCCCAAGAUUGAAAUUGCACUGAUGGAAGUUCCUCUACACUCCACCUUGGUUAUUUUAUGACUAAUGAAUGAGACUGUAACAACCAAUAACUAAUCCUGAUUGAUUUUAAUUUGUGAUGAGAUAAUUUAUGUUAUUAUAGUAUGUUAUGCAGCCAGAUAAAGUGCUUUAUUAAGCAGGUAGGCCUAGGCUAUACCGUGACUAAUUACCAAGUGCUUAGAUUGUCCAUGCUAUGGGCUAAAGAUGUGGAAAGUCUGAUACAUUACCAGACAUAAAAUCCUCUGCUCAUGGAUAAGGGAAUACCAUUAGUUAUUUUCAGUGUAUAGAAUACACCACAAAACAGACUGUCAUGUAGAAUAUAUGAUGCUAUAAAUGAUUAACAAAGGAUUUUGUGCUCAAAUUAUGCCUAUAGCCUAAAGCGCUUCAGACUUGAGUCAUUUAGGCAUAAUACUUAGAUACCGUAGGUUAUACAUCUAUAUAAAUACACAGUUGAAGUCGGAAGUUUACAUACACCUUAGCCAAAUACAUUUCAACUCAGAUUUGCACAAUUCCUGA
Molecule: messenger RNA, 2642 nt
Organism: Oncorhynchus kisutch (coho salmon)
Lineage: Eukaryota; Metazoa; Chordata; Actinopteri; Salmoniformes; Salmonidae
Gene: tlcd5b
Product: TLC domain containing 5b
Exons: 3
Coding region: 286-1008 (240 amino acids)
Cellular component (GO): membrane
Source: RefSeq, a predicted model, not a curated record